Humulus lupulus (European hop) is the source of this 1407-nucleotide messenger RNA. RefSeq lists its product as uncharacterized. The record is from RefSeq and is a predicted model, not a curated record. NCBI's taxonomy places the organism in Eukaryota, Viridiplantae, Streptophyta, Magnoliopsida, Rosales, Cannabaceae. The coding region runs from base 1 to 1407 and encodes 468 amino acids. The transcript has a single exon.
AUGGAGUACUUGUCUAGAAUCAUGUCCAAGGUGGCUAAGGAGGCUGACUUUAAGUUUCACCCUAGAUGCAAGAGUUUACAGCUCACUCAUCUCUGUUUUGAGGAUGACCUCCUUUUGUUCUGUAAAGGAGAUUACAAAGCAGCUACCUUGUUGCUGAGGGGUUUUAAGCUGUUUUCUAAUACGUUUGGGCUCAAAGCGAAUAUCAGUAAAUCUACGGUUUAUGGGGCAGGUAUGGAUACUAACUCUAUUGAUAGGCUUGUGGAUUUAUCUGGUUUUCCGAAGUGUGGUUUGCCUUUUAAGUAUCUUGGUAUGACAAUUUGUGCCAAAAGAAUAUCUAAAUCUGAUUGUGUUUGUUUGGUGGAGAAGAUGGUUAGUAGGAUUCGGGUUUGGAGUAGUAGAAAUCUUUCUUAUGAGGGUAGAAUUUUCUUAAUUAACUCAGUUUUCCUUACUAUAAAUUCCUACUGGUCUCAAUUGGUAAUCUUACUGAAAUCAGUUUUGCACAGUAUUAUCCAAGUGUGUAGAGCGUUUCUUUGGAAAGGAGUUGACUGGAUAAGUGGUCCGAGCUAUGUUUCUUGGUCUGAUGUUUGUCGUUCUAAAUCAGAGGGUGGUUUGGGUUUUAAAGACAUUGAGUUAUGGAAUUUUUGUGCCAUGGGUAAACAUGUUUGGGACAUCUCUUCUAAGAAGGACAAUUUAUGGGUGAAGUGGGUAAACUCUAUCUAUAUCAAGCAAGGUGAUUGGUGGGAUCAUGAAGCUCCUAUUGAUGCUAGCUGGUAUUGGAAGAGGAUAGUGCAAGUGAAAAAUAAACUUAAAGCUGUGUACUCAUUCAAUGAAUUUCAGAGUUUCAAUUUUACUAUAGCAGGGCUGGUUUCUAAAUUGCAUUUGAUUGCUGGCAGAUGGAAGUUUACUAUGAUUUGGGAUAGAUUUUCUAUUCCUAAACAUAGAUUUAUCAUUUGGCUUGCUCUCCUUGAAAGAUUACCAACACUUGACAGGAUUCAGAGAUUCAAAACGCUUCAUAGUAUAAAUUGUGUUCUGUGUGGGAAUUUAGCUGAAUGCCAUUCUCAUUUGUUUUUCUCCUGUAGUGUUAGUUCAAAAAAUUUGGUUGAAAUACUUCAGUGGAGUGAUUUACCUUACCAUGGCCAUGAUCUCAAGAACCUUUUGAAGUGGAUUGGAAAAAAGAAGCUCUCGCAAGGCAGAAGGAAGAUAGUUUACAGUAUCGUUUCGGCUGUGGUCUACUUCAUUUGGCACAGUAGGAAUAGUAUGGUUUGGGACCAAAAGUUUUCCUCUAUUGAUGUUAUUAUUAGAAAUAUAAUUCAUAGUGUGAGUGAGAGACUUCAGAAUAUGAAUUUAAGUAAGCUCAACAGGAUAGAUCUUAUAUGGGUGGAUACUCUGCUAAGAGUAUGUAAUUAA